Molecule: messenger RNA, 2382 nt
Organism: Fusarium vanettenii 77-13-4
Lineage: Eukaryota; Fungi; Ascomycota; Sordariomycetes; Hypocreales; Nectriaceae
Exons: 4
Coding region: 1-2382 (793 amino acids)
Biological process (GO): glucan catabolic process
Molecular function (GO): beta-glucosidase activity
Source: RefSeq, a predicted model, not a curated record
AUGCUUCCUACGCUCCUACUUUGGAGUUUACUCUUUGAGACUCCUCUGGCACAAGAUGCACAGGAUGUCAUCACAAGUGACACAUACUUCUAUGGCCUUUCCCCGCCUGUCUUUCCCACACCGCAACAGCAGGAAACUGGACCAUGGGCUGAAGCCGUAGCCAGAGCCAAGGACCUUGUGUCCAGGAUGACACUGGAAGAGAAGGUGAACUUGACCUCGGGUGUGUCCCCAGACACAGGCUGCUCUGGUGUCAUUCCCGCCAUUCCUCGUCUUGGAUUCCCUGGAUUGUGCCUCGCUGACGCCGGGAACGGCGUCCGGAAUACGGACUACGUGAGCUCAUGGCCAUCAGGAAUCCACGUCGGUGCUAGCUGGAACAAAGACUUGAGUUACAACAGGGGCUACUACAUGGGCUCCGAAGCCAAAGUCAAGGGAGUCAACCUCCUGCUCGGUCCAGUUAUUGGCCCCCUGGGCCGUGUGGUCGAGGGUGGGCGUAAUUGGGAAGGCUUCUCCAACGACCCUUAUUUAUCUGGCAAGCUUGUCCACGAGACCAUCGACGGUAUUCAGACAGCCGGAGUUAUGGCAAGUGCAAAGCAUUUCAUUGCUCAAGAGCAAGAAACGCAUAGACUUCCUGCAAGUAUCACUGGGGCGGAAUCGGUUUCCUCAAACGUUGAUGACAGGACGUUGCAUGAGUUGUAUCUAUGGCCGUUUUCUGAAGCAGUUCAUGCGGGAGUUGCCAACAUCAUGUGCUCCUACAACAGGUUGAACAAUUCAUAUGCUUGCGAGAACUCGAAGGCCCUCAAUGGUUACCUCAAAGGUGAGAUGGGCUUCCAGGGAUUCGUUGUCUCGGACUGGGGUGCCCAGAUGUCCGGUAUGGCUUCGGCACUGGCCGGUCUAGAUGUUGUGAUGCCAAGCUCGAUUCUGUGGGGAGCCAACCUGACCAACGGCGUGAACAAUGGCACUGUGGCCGAGUCGCAGCUGGACAACAUGGCCACCAGAAUCCUGGCAAGCUGGUACCAGCUAAAGCAGGACCAGGACUUUCCCACUCCCGGCUAUGGCAUGGCCAAAGAUCUUUGGCAACCCCAUUUGGUUGUUGAUGCUCGAAAUGCGAGUGCAAAGCCAGCAUUGUCAAUGGGCGCUGUCGAGGGCCAUGUCCUCGUCAAGAACACAAACCACGCACUGCCACUCAAGUCAGAUAUGCGGUUGGUCUCCUUGUUUGGGUACUCUCUCAAGGCACCCGACAAGAACAAUCCGGAACCCGCCGAAGGCAUGUUUUCGUCCUGGGCUAUCGGAGCCCAGUCCUCCAACCUCACCGAGAUCAACACUGGUUUCCUCGGUAACCUGAGCCUCUCAUACGGUGCCAUUGCACCAAACGGAACUCUGGUCUCUGGUGGCGGCUCAGGGGCCAGCGCCUUGAGUUUCUUCAGUUCACCCUUCGAUGCCCUAGUGUCUCGGGCUCAAAGGGACGACACCGCCCUCUUCUGGGACUUGGAGAGCUGGGAUCCCAUGGUUAACCCGACAUCCGACGCUUGCAUCGUAGCAGGCAACGCGUGGGCUUCCGAAGGCUGGGACAGGCCUGCAUUAUAUGACGAAUACACCGACAGCCUCAUUAGGAACGUGGCUGACAAGUGUGCAAACACGAUUGUGGUCCUCCAUAACGCGGGCACGCGACUGGUAGAUGGAUUCCUUGACCAUCCCAACGUCACCGCUGUCAUCUUUGCGCAUCUUCCUGGUCAGGAAAGUGGCAACGCCCUUGUGUCCCUGCUAUAUGGUGACGAGAACCCGUCGGGUCGUCUCCCGUACACCGUUGCCCGCAACGAGACGCAUUACGGAUCUCUGCUGAAGCCGGAUUUGACGCUUGCGCCCCAUAGGUUUCAGCACUUUCCUCAAUCCGACUUUACUGAAGGUGUAUACAUCGACUACAGACACUUUGACGCCAAGAACAUCACGCCCCGGUUUGAAUUUGGUUUUGGACUGAGCUACAGUAAGUUCGAGUACGCCAAUCUCCAGAUCUCCAAGUCGGCUUCAUCAUACGGGGCAUAUCCCACCGGAGCUGUUGUCCAGGGUGGAAGAGCAGACCUGUGGGACGUGGUAGCGACCGUGUCAGCUGAUAUCACCAAUGCCGGUGACAUGGACGGCAAGGAAGUUGCGCAGCUGUACAUCGGGAUCCCAGGUAGUGAUGUCCCCGUGCGACAGCUUCGUGGAUUUGAGAAGCCGCUGCUUAAAGUGGGAGAGACAACGAAAGUGACGUUCAAUCUCACUCGGAAGGACCUGAGUAUCUGGGAUGUGGUAGCACAGGAAUGGCUGCUCCGGCAGGGCAAUUAUGUUGUUUCUGUUGGGCGGAGUAGUCGAGACCUGCCUUUGUCAGGCACGCUUCAGUUGUAA